Solea senegalensis (Senegalese sole) is the source of this 2165-nucleotide messenger RNA. RefSeq lists its product as uncharacterized. The record is from RefSeq and is a predicted model, not a curated record. The coding region runs from base 143 to 2146 and encodes 667 amino acids. Gene Ontology annotation, biological process: G protein-coupled receptor signaling pathway. Gene Ontology annotation, cellular component: membrane. Gene Ontology annotation, molecular function: olfactory receptor activity; G protein-coupled receptor activity. The transcript is spliced from 4 exons. Lineage: Eukaryota; Metazoa; Chordata; Actinopteri; Pleuronectiformes; Soleidae.
AACAAGUGAGAGCAACAUCACCACUCUGACGAGGCAACAGGAGAGGGUCUGUUGAUUGUUUUACUGCAGGUAAAAUGUGUGAUCUGGUUCUGGUUUGAAAGGUUCUGACACACCUGUCCUUUGCAGAACCACACUGUUCUGGAUGGAGAACGUGACGUCUCUGGUAACUCCCCUCAGCCAGCCCAUUGUGUUCAAGCUGGAGGGCUUCCAUAUUCCACCAGGCUACGGCCCGUUCCUGUUUUUUCUGGCUCUGUUUAACUACUUGGUGGUGCUGUUUGGGAACGGUGUGGUGAUGUGUGUCAUCAUCAUAGACAAGAGCCUGCACAGACCCAUGUUUGUGCUGGUUUGUCACUUGGUAUUCUGUGACAUGAUGGGGUCCACCGCAGUGUUGCCUCGCCUCAUGCUGCACUUUCUGACAGGGGAAAAAAGAAUCACCUACGUCUCGGCCAUCGCUCAGGCCUUCUGUGUGCACACGUACGGAGCCGCAGUGCAGACUAUUCUGGGGGCCAUGGCGUAUGACAGGUACGUCGCUGUGUGUGCGCCGCUCAGGUAUCACGCCAUCAUGACUCCAGCUCGGCUGCACUCCUGCUGCGCGUUCUCCUGGUUUGUCGCUCUGCUGUGUAUCGUUGUGCUCUUUGCCCUCCAUGUGAAUACGCCGCUGUGUGGCAACACCAUUCGUCACGUAUACUGCAGCAACCGUUCUAUCCUGAGCCUGGCCUGCCGGUCCACCCCCAUUAAUAAUAUCUAUGGUCUGUCCAUGACCUGGUGCUUGAGUACGGGGGUCUUUGUCAUCAUUGCUUUCACCUACAUCCAAAUCCUGCACACGGUAAAACAGAGCAGAGGUGGAAACAGAGCCCGCAGCAAGGCCUUUCAGACGUGCGCCUCACAUCUUGUGGUGUAUCUAAUCUAUGAAAUAGCAUCACUGAUCAUAAUCCUCGGGCAGAGGUUUGCCUCCGUCUCCCAAAACGUCAAGAAAUUCUUCAGCAUCAUGUUUAUCAUCAUUCCACCAGCCAUUAACCCCAUCAUCUACGGACUGUUCAGUAAAGAGCUGCGUGCUAGCAUCAUUAAGAAUUUUACCACUGAAUUAAGAAGUGUUGUAGUGACAGUAUUGCUAUCAAGUAUCAGUGACUUCCUAACUUUAAAAGAAAAGUGUUGUUUUUGUAAUUUCAGGUUGAUGGAAAACUACACCUACAACAGUUUCACACUCCAGGUGGAGGGGUUAAAGGUCACACAGACCACCAUGUACCCUGUCUUUUUUGCUUUGCUGCUCAACUAUUUGUUUGUUAUGAUACUGAAUGUGGGCAUCUUAAUUUUAAUUAUCAUCGACAGAAACCUUCACCAGCCGAUGUAUCUCCUAUUCUGCAACCUGUCAGUCAGUGACAUCAUAGGAAGUAGUCUUAUUGUCCCCAGGCUGCUCUCAGAUAUCCUACGUCCUCCCUCUGAACGUCUCAUCAGUUAUUACGAGUGUGUGGUUCAAGCUUUCAUCAUACAAAUGUUUGGCACGACCACUCACACCGUGCUCAUGAUCAUGGCCCUUGACAGAUAUGUGGCCAUCUGUAACCCACUGCGCUACACUUCCAUUAUGACCAACAGAAUGGUGGUCAAGCUGUCGGCUUCUGCGUGGGGAGUGGCCCUGGUUUUGGUCGGGAUUCUGCUCGGUCUGACCAUCAGACUGAGCCGAUGCCGGACUCUGAUUAAAAGCCCCUACUGUGACAAUGCCUCGCUGUUUAAACUCUCCUGUGAGAGCGUCUUCAUCAAUAACAUCUAUGGCCUCACGUUCACCGUGGUCUUGUGCACAUCUUCUAUAGGCAGCAUGGUUCUCACCUACACUAGGAUUCUGACCGUCUGUCUAACCAAUAAGAACAAGUCUCUGAGCAGUAAGGCCUUAAAAACCUGCAGCACUCAUUUAAUGGUUUAUCUACUCGUGAUCAUAAGUGGAAGCAUCCUCAUUAUUCUGCAUCGUUUCCCUCAGUAUUCAGACUACAGAAAACUGUCUGGCAUUCUCUUCAUCAUUGUCCCUGGAGGCCUGAACCCACUUAUUUAUGGUAUACAGUCCAAGGAGAUUAGACAAUUUUUAUUUGAUAAGUUUCAGUCUAAUAAAUGUUUGUCAUCAAAUAGAAAGAGCAUUUCUGUUUUUUUUUCAUAAUAAAUCAUAUAAAACAAUG